Aspergillus saccharolyticus JOP 1030-1 is the source of this 16407-nucleotide messenger RNA. RefSeq names its product acetyl-CoA synthetase-like protein. Gene Ontology annotation, biological process: secondary metabolite biosynthetic process; amino acid activation for nonribosomal peptide biosynthetic process. Gene Ontology annotation, molecular function: phosphopantetheine binding; catalytic activity. The transcript is spliced from 7 exons. Gene Ontology annotation, cellular component: cytoplasm. Bases 1 to 16407 code for a protein of 5468 amino acids. Lineage: Eukaryota; Fungi; Ascomycota; Eurotiomycetes; Eurotiales; Aspergillaceae. The record is from RefSeq and is a predicted model, not a curated record.
AUGUUCCCUCAACCACCAACUCUAGAGUCAGAGGAGACGGUGGCUUCCAUCCUGUCGGAGGCCUUUGAGUCAAACUCGACCGGUGUAGCCAUUGACUGGGAGCACGAAGACCAAAUCACCUACGAGCAAUUACAUGACAAGGUACAGAGACUUGCCCGGAGGCUUCGCCCUCAGGCACCUCCUGGAACCCCAGUUGUGGUGUGCUUACCUCGUUCGGUGGCGCAAAUUGUCAGUAUUGCCACAAUUCAAUGGCUGGGAGCAGUUUACGUGCCCUUGGACCCCACCAUCCCACAAAGCAGACUGCAGGGCUUGUUGAAGCGAUUGCAAAAGCCCGUCAUCUUAGCGAACCAAGACUUCCUCCAACGAUACCCUAACCCCCAAUCGAUUGAUGGGACCUACUUGAAUGUCGAGCAAUGUCUCGCCGACGACGAAGAGCAUGCUGUGGAACAGAGUAGCCCGAUUGCUAUCCGUGAGCCAGAUGAUCUGGCGAUUAUCCUCUUCACAUCGGGAAGUACAGGCGAGCCGAAAGGCGUGAAGCUCUCGAACCGCAAUAUCAUCGAGCCCAUUCGCUACUUGAGCUGCCAGCAGGAUAUCACCACCCGUUCUCGAAUCCUUCAAUUCGCCGGCCCGGCCUUCGAUGUGCAUAUGCUGGACAUAUUUUGUGGCCUUUUCAAUGCCGCGACGUUGUGCUUGGUCACCAAGGAUAAGCUUCUUUCCCAGUUGGCCUUCUGGAUCAACAAGAUGGAAGCGAGUAUGAUCCAUCUCACUCCCAGCAUGUUGUCAAUGCUGCGCCCUGUGGAUGUUCCUGGAAUUCGGUACAUGCUGUCAAGUGGAGAAGCGAUCACUCAGGAGAUCAUUGACACGUGGGCCUCUUCCGCCGUGCUUCUGAAUCUUUACGGGCCCUGUGAAGCCUCCUCCAUUGUCGGCUCGCGACUGCUACCGGGCGAUUCGGCGAGUAUCAUCGGCAAGGCUACUCCAUUCUCAAAUAUCAUUGCGCUACAAGAGGAUGGGCAACCUGCCGGUCCAGGGGAAUCUGGUGAGAUUUACUGUACCGGCAAGACCAUCUUCCUGGGAUAUCUCGGAGAUGAGAGCAUGACGCGAUCGAAAUUCCGUGCGCAGGGCCCGGGUCUUCCCGAUCUCUUUGGCACAGGGGAUGUCGGUUUAGUCACCGAAGAUGGAUAUCUCAAACUCUUGGGCAGAAUUGAUACACAAGUAAAAAUCAAUGGGCAACGCGUGGAGCUGCAGGAGAUUGACCAUGCGUUGACCACUAUCGCUGCCAAAGCAGUCACAAGGUGGAGAAAGGAUCCAGGGGGCCAGAUCCGACUGCAUUCCUUCGCUACCGAGUCAUCUGCUUUCUGCUAUCCGUCUGAUCCUUGUGAGCUGCGCACUGAUGGCCAGAAAUUGAUCGAACGCCUCUCGGGAGUCUGUCGGGCCACGCUGCCCUCGUACAUGGUUCCUGAGAUUAUCCUGGUAAGUGCAAUUCCCCUCAAUGCGAGUGAAAAGAUUGAUCAGAAGCGUCUCGACCUUUUGCUCGAGUCUCAUCUACAGUCAGCCAGUGGAAUCCUUGAACUCGAUGCCACGGCCGGAAAUACUGCCACGGAGCAGAUCGUAGCCACGAUGAUCAGUGAGCAAUUAAAUCGCCCUGUUCGAUCUGCUCAGAGCAAUCUACUCUCCAUGGGACUAUCCUCGCUGGAUGCCAUGGCUGUGUUGAAGCAAAUUCACUUCGAGUUUGCUGUGUCUCUUUCUCUACACAACUUCCUUCAAGGUCCCACGGUGAAGCAGGUUGCGAAAAUGAUCGAUGAGCAGGCAGAAACGAGGACGGCAGAUCUUUCCACUCAAUUGCCAAAGGAAGACAUAUCCAUUCCGAAUGAGGAGGCGAUCACCUCUCCGUCUCAGGACCGGAUAUUCGCAGCCGACAGAUUGCUUGCGAAUAGCGCAUACAACUGCAAUUUUGUCCUUCGUCUUCCCUCGAUGGACCUGGAUGUGGAGCGCCUGCGCCGGGCUAUUUUCCAUGUCUAUGCCCGGCAUGACGUUCUCCAUUCGACAUAUCAUGAUGCUGAUUCGGAUGGCAAGGAAGCCAGCCCCAAUGCAUUGCCCCUUGUGAGGCAACGAGUGUGGCCGGUCGCUGAUCUUCCACUACAGUGGACAGUGGUCGGCCCUAAGGAUUGGGAGAUAGUCGGCGUGCAACACAAGAAGUCCCUGCUUGAGAGCUGUAUGGACCGCAUCGCAACGGAGGCGGAAAUCCUGUUCAACCUGAGCCAAGAAUCGGCCCUGAGAGUCACAGUCUAUGAACUUGGGUCUCAACAGUGGAUUGUUCACUUUAAUGUUCACCAUAUCGCGAUGGAUGAAUGGUCAUUUCAUAUCCUCACGAGAGAAAUUGAGGAGUUCUAUUCAUCUGAGCAGUCUUUCGACGCCCAAUCUUCCCCAGCAGCAGUGCAAUACCACGAGUUUGCCAAGUGGCAGCGUUCCACUUCGUUACAGCACGAAUACAACAAUCAUCUCCAAUGGUGGGAGAAACGAAUCGGCGAUGAACUGGCUUCACUGCGCCCUGAAGACCUCGGUCCCUUGCCUCCCCAUGUCCCUUCUUUGCCGGUCGAAGAACGCGACAAGAGCCAGUUGAUCACGCAGGAUCUCGACUCUGACCUCUUCCGGAGUUUUCAGGAGCAAAUCUGUGCUGGGUCUACAGCAUUCGUGGGAUGGCUUGCCUUGUUUCAACUCCUGAUGGCGCGCGUGAGUCGCAAGAACGAAUUUCUGCUGGCGGUUCCAGCGACGGAGCGCGGCGUCAGCGCUAGAUUUAUUGACGUUGUGGGUUUCUGUCUGAAUACUGUUCUGAUCCCCUCUACCGUUGCACCAACAGACACUUUCAAGACUCUUUUGGCCCGGACACAGGAGACAUUCCUCUCCUGUAUCUCACACUCUGUACCAUAUGAAGACGUCGUUGCCAAUCUAGCCGCAAAGAGGCAAACCGGUCGUUCCAGCCUCCAGCUCAGUGUGAUGUUCGUGCUUCAUGAUCUCCGGACAACCCCUGGCAAGGCCUUUGAUGCCAGCUCCUUUCUUGAAACGGCGGACUACAUCCAACUUCCAACUAAGGGGGCGGACUUCCCUCUAAUUGUCCACAUCGAUCCAAACUACAGCCCACCUCGUCUUAUCCUGCAACACCGGUUUGAUGCUUUCCGUGCAUCCUUUGUCCAGACCCUUGGCCGUGGCUUUGCAUCGUUACUCCAAGAUGUCGUUCACUCUGGCCUUGAGGCACCCUUGAUGCAGAUGAAUCUCAUCUCACCGAGAGAUGCGCGAAUCCUCGAUAGCUGGGCUGUGGCUCCCAAGAUACCCGAGCAUAUACGCCGUGCUUGGCUUGAGAAGGACGGGCUGACAUUAGUGGACCUGUUCCAUGAGGUCGUGGAGAGAUACCCCGGGCUACUGGCGGUGGAAGGCUUGACCGGGGAGAAGUUCACUUAUGAGCAGCUGUAUGCUCGUUCAGCUAUGCUGUCUCGAUUCCUGACGAGAAGGUACGACAUUUCUGGUCAAGUGGUGGUUAUCGCUAUGGAUAAGUCUCCAGCAUUGGUAAUCACCGUCCUCGCGGUCCUCCUAUCAGGCGCUGCGUUUCUGAUGAUCGAUCCGACUCACAAAAGUAUCCUGAACGCGAGCAAGGUGUCGGUAAGCAACGCAUCGCUCAUGAUCACUGACUCCGAAAGUUACUCGGCUGUCAAUCAGAUCCCGAGGCCCGCCGAUACCUCGAUUUUGCGGUUUGAUGAGACUCGCUGGGCGAACGAGCCGGCGACAACCAUUCAGUCAUCCAUUCCUGUCUCCUCAGGGGCAUGGUUUUGCUUUACCUCCGGGUCGACCGGGAAUCCCAAGUGCUUCUCGAUUCCCCAUCGCGCUGCAGCAGCUUGCUUGAUGAGUCUGAUUGAUUAUUUUCAACAUGGACCGGGUACAAGAAUGCCACUUCUGAGCAAUGUUGUUUUCGAUGUCAGCAUCUCAAGUAUGCUCAGUCCUCUUCUCUCCGGAGGAACUCUCUGCCUUGCCCCCUCCGAGAGCUUCGUGACCGAUCUUGAGACCACGUUACGGGCUUUAGCAAUCACCCAUAUGGAAGCUACUCCGAGUGUGGUUGCCACGCUUUCGGGACCUUGCGCGUUGCCCUCUCUCCAGUCCCUCUCCCUUGGAGGAGAGCCUCCGGUGAGGGACGUGACCAAGAUGUGGAUGGACAAGGUGGAUGUGUAUAACAUCUACUGUCCCGCGGAAUGUACCAUCAUUGGAUUCAUUCACCGUUUCAAGCCCAGCGAUGAUCCCGAGGGCAUGAUGCGCAAUAUCGGCCGCAGGACUUCGCCGGUGCGCUCCAUGAUUCUCGACGCCAACAAAUGCCCGGUCCUGCCUGGGGCUGUUGGGUAUUUGCACAUUGGCUCAUAUAUGGAUGGGAAACUAGGGCAAUUGAGCACAGGCUACCUGGCGCCUCAAUCGGCCAACGCCAAAUUCUCCCAGGACUCGCGUGCGGGGCGAAUCUACAACAGCGGCGACUUGGCGUACUAUGAUGAGGAGGGAAAUGUGCAUCUCAUCGGUCGCGAGGACGACCAAGUCAAGCUUCAUGGGAUUCGAUUCGAUUUGAGUGAUGUCGAAGCUACUGCCGAUGCAUUCUUGCCUCCAGGAGGCAAGUGUAUUGCGGUAAUCGCUGGACAGCCCGACAAGACGCUUGUCGCCUUUGUGCAUCAUCCUUCCUGCGCCUCGGAAACGAAAUCCACCCACUGGGCUUUGAAGCUUUCCCCAGAUACCACCCCUUUCCUUCUGGACCUCCGCUACCAACUUGAAACCCGACUGCAUGAUGUGAUGAUUCCGAGAUACUGGAUUCCGAUCUCUUGGAUACCUCAGGGCAACACGGGUAAGGUCGAUCGAAAGCUGCUGCAGAGAUGGUUCGAGGAGACCGCCGCUUCUGACCUCGACGCGGUCCGAUCAUACGCAACUCUUGCAAACCGUUCAGACCCGGAUGAUCAGAUCUGGGAGGCAGAGCUGAAAGCAUUCGACUCUCAUGCCAUUGGAAUGGCACUUCGCAGUGCUUGGCAACAGACGCUAGGCCUUGCCGACAAUCGAGUCUCUCUUCAUGAAUCAUUCUUCCACUCGGGUGGAGAUAGUAUCUCCGCCAUUCGGUUUUGUUCGCGGGUCAGGGCGAAGGGAAUCCAAGGAUGUACUGUUGGCCAGCUCUACCGGACCAGCUCGUUGUCCGCGUUGCUUACAGCCCUCGAGAGCGUCCAGGAACAGAGCACCGAGCCCGAAUCCACGGGUACUGUCCCACAGGAUCAUUUCGCGGGUUACGGGCUUCUGGCAUCUCGAGAUCAGUCGGAGGGGUUAAAGCGAGACAUUCAACAGGCGAUAGCGAAUACCCCCUGGCAGGAGACCCGCAUGGAGAGUGUCUGGCCCAUCCGCGAGAUUCAGAGAGCAAUGCUCUUACAAUCUAGCUCCCAGAAUGGUCGCUACGUUGUCCAGGUGAUGCUGACGCUGACCGGGACUCUGGAUUUCCAAAGACUGCGUACUGCCUGGCAAAUCUUGCAGGAGGCUCAUCCCAGUUUGCGAACCACGUUCAUUCCGGUGUACCGCGCUGAUACGGUGGAGUACUUUGCCCUCAUUCUCAAGCCCUUGACGGACUACAGCCACUUCCAUCCUCAGGUACUAGAUCUCCCCUCGGGGAACCAAUUUGAAGAGUGGUUGGAAGCUGAUCGCCACCGAGGCUUCGCAUUUGGAGAUCUUUUCCAUCGCCUAACUGUUUUCCAAUCCUCCCCCGAGACCCAUCAUCUGGUCCUGACUAUCCAUCAUGCGAUCAAUGAUGGAUGGUCCCUGGGGAUUAUGUGGAAGGAUCUUUCGGAGGCCUAUGGCAUGGGUAGCCUCUCUGCUCGACCCUCCCCUGCCCAAUUUCUAGCCAUGGAUCUGGCACGCGAUGCGGGAUCUUCUUUAGAUUACUGGAUAUCCUAUCUUGAUGGCUUCGAACCGUUUGAGGUUCGCCCACAGGCACUCCAAAGCCUGCAAGCUGCAGGUGAAGCGGCCAUGAACACCAAGCGGCUGAUUGUCAGUAUUACACCGGAGCAGAUUUCUGAUUGCGCCCAAGCUCACAGAGUGACCGGAGCCACCAUUCUCGAGGCUGUGACUGCAAUAUUUCUUGCACGGGUGACCGGUCGAUCCGACCUUGCUUUCGGAAUCACGACCAGCGGCCGAAACGCCGCCGUGGAGGGCAUUGAUGAGAUGGUGGGCCUGUUCAUCAACACUCUUCCCGUCCGUCUUAACCUCGACCAACAUGCAACAUUGUCUUCGCUUCUCCAGCAUUUGGCCCAAGACUUUGCGUCCGCCAUUCCCCAUGAGCAUGUUGCGCUCUCCCAGAUUGUUGCUAAGACUCCGGGAUCAAAAAGUCCCUUUGACACAGUGCUUGUCUACGAGAACUUUGACACCAACCACGAGCAGCAAUUUGAUGAGACGCUUGCUUUGUCGGAGAUUGACGGGCGUGAAUUCUCCGAAUUCCCGUUCAUGAUCAUUGUUGAGCAUACGUCGCAAGGCACACAGAUUGUGUUCAAAUGGACCAAUAAUCUGCUGCAGGUUGAAGAGGCGGAGGCCUGGCUGUCCCAGUUUGCCUCCCUGCUUUCCGAAGUCGUUCAGCUACCAGAUGGCGAGCAGAAACUCAAGAGAUUUGGAAGGGGAACAGACUAUCGCGAGUUCGAACAAGUGAAGACUUUGUACAAUGCCCACAGAAACUAUAUUCGGGAGAACCCGACAGAAGACACAACAUUGACUGCUCUCUUCACGAAGAGUGUCGCUCAGCAUAGAGAGAAGAUCGCCCUUCAGUCUGGGACGGAAUCUCUUUCCUUUCGUGAGCUGGACGAGAGGUCAAAUGAAGUGGCAUGCGGUCUUCUCCGCGCGAAUGUCUGUCCAGGCGAUGUGGUGCCAUUGGUCUUCUCUAGAUGUCCCGAUAUGAUCGUUGCCAUGCUGGGUGUCCUGAAGGCCGGCGCCGCAUAUUGCCCAUUGGACCCCAAGGCACCCUCGCUCCGUUUGCAGAGACUGAUCUCGAAGGUCCAAGGACGGAUCGUCGUGCUGCAGCGAGACAUUCUCUCUCCUGAAACUGUCCAGUCGAUCCGGGCGAUGGGUUUGCAGGUAGCCUGCAUCGAUACACUCACCAACAAGGGUGCAGCAUCCACAGACAGCACUGCCCUACCCGGCGUGAGUCCCGAUGAUAGAUGUUAUGUCUUAUUCACCUCGGGGACGACCGGAGAGCCCAAAGGCUGCAUUUUGUCCCACCGUGCUGUCUCUAAUGCUGUUCGAGAGACCGCCCGGAUUUACAACACCGGAAUCGGGACUCGCAUGCUGCUAUUUGCGAACUAUAUCUUUGAUGCUUCCGUGAUCGAUAUUUAUGGAUGCUUGUCCAGCGGCGCUAAACUCUGUUUUGCGUCUGAAGAUGACUUAAGAUCGGAUCUGAAUGAGGUCGUGGCCCGAUUCUCGAUCACUUCCCUUCACUUGACACCCAGCGUGCUGCGAUUUCUUGACCCGGACCGCUGCACCACUCUCCAAACGCUGGUGUCUGGUGGUGAGAAGCUUCCCACCAGCCUCCGCAACACAUGGGCCGCUCGACUACGACUUUUUGACGGCUACGGUCCCACUGAGGCUGCAGUGCAGGUAUCUGCUACUCCGAUUGUCGACCCUCACGACAGUCCCACCAUUCAACAAAUCAUCCCGGGCAACUUCGUGUUACUCCUGGAUCAACAUGGACUGGUGCCUCGUGUUGGGCAGGUCGGAGAAAUUUGCAUCGGGGGCAAGCAACUGUUCGACGGAUAUAUUGGAGAGGCUGACUUGACCGCGCGAGCCAUAACGACGAUGCCCGGGCUGGACGAAAACCUCUCUCUUUACCGCACAGGUGACCUGGGACUGUAUACUGCCGACAUGGAAAUCCACAUAAUCGGACGAAAGGAUAGUCAGGUCAAGAUAUCGGGUCAGAGAAUUGAAGUGCAGGAAGUGGAGAAUAUUCUUGUCACUGCGCCGGGUGUGUUAAGCGCUGGGGUGGCCGUUUGGCGGAAUCAAUUGAUUGCAGUCGUCCAGCAAAAGGAAUGGACCGAGGAGGUAGCUUUGAGCGAUGCCACCUGGCAAUCAUUCUGCGAGGCCAGAUUGCCAGCUCAGCUGAUUCCGACCCACUUCCUCCAGGGUACAGUGCCUCUCAACACCAGCCAGAAGGUUGAUCGGAAACAGCUGGCUCAAGUGGUGGCGUCUAAGAUGCAAGACGUAUCCACGGCCGGCUGUUCCAGCGAGCAGGAAGCGCAGACGGGGGCUGAAGCCUAUAUUCUGAAGGUGAUCAGUGACUUGCUGGGGACUCAAGUCAUUGACGCAGAAGCAUCAUUUGCAUCAAUCGGUCUCAGCUCUCUGCCCCUGAUGGAGCUUCGGGCCAUCGUGUCGCAUCACUUUUCUCGCGAGUUGUCAUUUUCCGAGCUCAACUCGGCUGGCAAUGCUCGACGUCUGGCAGCUCGACUGGACUCCGCAUCGCCAAUUACCCCUUCAUCCGAAAGUGCACCUCUGCAUCUCGUAAAUGAUCAGGUCGAGGCACUCUCCACCCAGCGUCGGAUGUGGCUAGCCCAGCAACGACUCCAGGACGAAACCUACAACGUCUGCAGUCUGUUGACCCUGAAAGAUGCCUCUGCCUCGCGAAUGGCUGAGGCCAUACGCUAUGUCGUCCACCACAUUGAUGCCUUCCGGCUGACAUUCACCUGGAACAGUCACACGAACUGUCUUCAACAGGCGCUAAAGUCCGAGUUGACGGUACCUGUGGAGCUUGUCGCAAUGAAGGAUCUCACCGAGAUUCAAGAGGCUAGUCGCCAGUAUGCGCAGCGGUGCUGGGACCUGGAGAAUGGUCCCAUGGCGCAGUUUGUGGUAUUCGAUCGUGGGGCGGAGGGCAUUGCAAUCUUUUACAACAUCCAUCACAUCCUGGUGGACGAAUGGACCACACAGCAGAUGUUAGAGACUAUCCUGGAUGUCUAUUUCAAUCGGUCGUCAGGACUCAAAUAUGGCUCAACUGUCGAGUAUGCCGGUCUGGCGUCACAGUACGGUCCAGGCAGUUCGCUUUACGACAAAACCAUGGCAGGCCUGCUGAAACACUUGGAUGAUGUCCCUUCUUUCGAUACCUCGAAUUGGCCCACUCCACCCGCUGGACAGGCUACUCGAGAGUCUGCCAAUAUCAGACACUUUGUGCCAUCAUCUGAGUUUGAACAAUUCAAACGGACUUGCUCCGGAGCUGGCAUCUCGUGGUUUUCUGCUUUGCUGGGCCUCUUCCAACUGCUUCUCCAUCGGUACACUUCUACGCAAGAGCUGGGCGUCCUCAUUCCGGUAUCAAUGCGUGGAGCACUGGCAUCCAGUGGUGACGUCUUUGGCAAUAUGGUCAAUACAGCGCUCCUCCGCUCGGUCCGCGAGGGCGAAAAGACGUUGCGACAAUUCCUCGAACAGACCGCUGCAUCCGUCAAUUUUGCAAUGGAUACAGUCGUAGUUCCAUUCGAAGACGUCCUCGCGCAGCUCAAGACCACGGUCAGCGAGCACUCGGUCAUCUUCGUUGCCCAAGAGCAAGGUGCCUCUGUUGCGAGCAAACAGAUUGUGGAUAUCACGAGGGAGACGUUUCAUGCACGGCCAGUGGCAUUUGAUUUGCAACUGACUCUUACCAGCACCAAAGAGGGUAUCGUGCUGGAUUUCCAGUAUGAUCGCUCGAAGUUUGAGGCCUCCUACAUGCACGAAAUUGCGAUGGGCUAUGCCCAGCUUUUACAAUGCGCAUUUUCACUUUGCGACACUCCUGUGAAGCACAUUGACCUCUGCACCCCUGAGCAGCGGCAGAUGAUGGAGGCAUUUGCCAACUUUCCCACCGUCAAACCACCGUGUCGCGAUGCCUUGCUCCACGAGCUUUUCGAGGAGACUGCGACCAGACAGCCUGGCUCCAUUGCUGUAGAUCAUUGGGAUGGUGAGCAACAUACUCUGACAACCUAUCAGGAGCUGGAUGCAAAGGCGGCCACCCUCGCGAGGCUUCUGCAAGCAGAGUACGGCGUUCGGGUCGGUGAUAUUGUCCCCGUUUUCGUGGAUCAGGGGACUAUCUACGUGAUCUCCGUGUUAGCGGUUUUGAAGACCGGUGCAACCUUUACCCCGAUGGCUCAGGAUGGAACCUGGCCAGCCAACCGAGUGACGGGCAUCGUCACCGAGUGUUCAUCUAAGGUGGUCAUUGCCGACAUCGAGACCCCUGAAAAUCUGCCCUGUCCGACGCUGCAGAUUCAUUCGGUGGACUUUUCUGGCAAAGGAGAGACGGCCCCCAUCGUUUGUGAAGCCACCCCGGACACGAUCUCCUACAUUCUGUGGACAUCGGGCACGACCGGAGCGCCUAAGGGAGUCAUGAUUCCUCAUUCUUCUGCCGUGACUUAUUUCCGGGAGGCCGCUGCCUGCUUAUACCAGGGUACGGCUGCAGAUCGUACCUUUCAGUUUGCAAGUCCCGUGUUCGAUGCCAGCAUGGAGGAUCUUUUCCACACCUUUGUCGAGGGGGGUACCCUAUGUACGGCUCCCAGGCAGCUGCUUCUGUCGGAUCUGCACAAUGUCUUCCGCGCUCUCCAUCCCACCGUUGCAGACCUCACCCCGACUGUGAUCUCGCUGCUUGAACCCUUUCUUGGCUCCUUCCGCGUCCUGGUCACUGCUGGGGAGCCACAGAAUGAAAAGGUGCGCGCGGACUGGACCAAGUCGUCGACUCGGCUCAUCAAUGCCUGUGGUCCGGCUGAAAAUACCGUCAUAUCGUACUUCGGACCGGUGACUCCGACAAGCAAUAUUCGGUCCAUUGGUCGCCCGGUGGCUUCGGUGGUGACCCUUAUUCUCGAUGCCUUCGGCAAGGUCUGCCCCCGACACGCCCUGGGCACCCUUUGGCUUGGGGGUUCCCAGUUGUUCACGGCCUAUCUGAAUCAGCCUGAACUCACUGCCCGCGUCUUCAUCAAUCAUCCUAGAUAUGGUCGACUGUACAACUCCGGCGACGUAGCCUACUACGACUCCGAGGGUCAGAUCAUCCACUGUGGUCGUGGAGAUGACCAAGUCAAGAUUCGCGGUCAACGUCUGGAGCUAAGCGGCAUCAACUCGAUGAUUGAGGAGUGUGACUUUGUGCGCCGCGCACUAGUUAUGAAGGAUAAGGAGAAGCUGAUCGCUUUUGUGGUUUGGGCGGAUGAACCGGAACGGCCGGUCACGGAGCUCCUCGCUGAAACUCUCAAUCCCGAUGAGCACAGCAAGCUCAAGGCUCUCAGAGAGUCUAUGAAGGCUAAGGCUUCAUCUGCCAUGAUCCCAUCCAUCUGGAUCCAGGUCAAUAAGGUCCCCCUCCGGCAAAGUGGCAAGGCAGACCACAAGCUUCUGCGAUCCCUCAUCACCCACCAGGAGACCUCGGAGGACGAGUCAGGCAAACCCCCCGUUACGCCGGUGGAACACGUACUUCACGAUGCCUGCUGCCGCACCCUGGGAUUGCGCGCGGUGGGAAUGGAGCGGAAUGUCUUCGAAUUGGGCAUGGACUCGUUCUUGGUGAUGAGGUUCUUGUCGGAAACUCGCAAACAUCUCCCCAAGUGCCGUUUGACCCUCCGCCAUGUUGCUGAAGCCCCAACUUUAGAAGGAUUAGCUGCGGGGAUAGAGGUCCCCGAUGUGGACCAUCAAGCACUAGUUUGCCUGGAAUUGCCCGCUGUGUCCAGGUUCGAUCGAGAAUCGACAGCCCUUGUGCCGGCCAGCUCGGUUCAGACCCGGUUCUACUGGGCCCAGGCCCUUCUGGCCGAUGCCACCUACAAUGUGCCCUCGCUCUAUAAGCUUGACGGCCUCCUCCCAGGCAGGGUUGAAUCAGUCAUGGCGUCUAUUCUAAAUGAGCAUGCCAUUUUCCGGACCACGUUUGUCUCUGAUGGCGACGCAUUGCGACAGAAACUCCAUACUACCUCUCAGGUGGAGGUCCGGCAAUGUGAUCUUGCCUCCUUGGAUGGAAAUGAUGCAACGCACGCCAUGCGGGAUAUGUGUAUCAAGGAUGCUGCAACGGUAUUUGAUCUGAAAAAGGGGCCGCUGGGCCGUGUGAUUCUCUUCCUGCUGCCGGGAGAAUCCAGCUUUCUCUUUCUCAACUUCCAUCACAUCAUCAUCGAUGAGCAGUCUAUGCGACAACUUGUGCAUGAAGUUGCUCGACGAGCAGGUCAAAUUGAGGCAACACCGGUGGUAACUCCCACGGGGGGGCCACAGUAUGCUGACUUUGCUGAGCAAGAACAGAAGCUCCUUCAAAAUCCCGAUAUGCAAGCCGAGUCUAAAAGCUUCUGGCAGGAGUAUCUGUCGAAUUUCACUCCGGUGAAUAUUCCGCCCUUCCAUCUGGGAUCGGGCAAGCCGCAGCGUGCCAUGUGCCAUUACGACUUUACUUUGCCCCAAGACAGCCUGAGUUGGGUCCGCAAGCAGGGUCUCACCAACUUUUCUGCCUUCCUUUCUCUAUACAUGAUCCUGCUGCACCGGGUCUGGAACCUAGCGGAUGCCACAGUGACAAUCCCUGCCUCGCAAAGAGCCGACCAAGGUUCCACCGAGAUGUAUGGGUGCUUCAUCAACACUGUUCCGGUGCGUGCGCAAUUGUCGGGAAAUCGCCGACUUGGGCCAUUCCUCAAGUCGAUGUCUCGCGAUCUGUUCCGGGUGUUGCACAAGUCAUAUCUUCCCUACGACCAGAUCCUAGACGCUGCCAAGAUCGGCACAGACAAUCUACCUCUGAUGUUUAUUUACCAUGAGGCCUCGAAGGAUGUCUGUGACGGGUUAGUUGACGCACACCACCUGCUUCGCGAGACAAACAGCGAGACUUCCGGACAGUCUAAGUUUCCCGUCACCUUUUCUAUGACCCUUGGCGAGCAGAAGGAGGUUUGGAAUGUCACUCUGAAUGUGGAGUACGACAUGAGCAUGAUCCAGAGGAAAUCUGUCGAUCAACUGUGCGAGCAUUUUGCGAGCCUGCUUCGUGCGGUCAGCCAGUCCGCUGAUGAUAUAUCAAUUGGUCACUUGGAUAUUCUCACGCCGCAAGAGAAGGAACUGGUGCAGAUUCAACAGCGAAACAUUAGCGCGGUCCAUCGAGAGAAACUCGCCCCGAGAUUUGUCCACCAGCUGGUCCGUGAUCAAGCUGCACAAUUCCCCGACCAGAUCGCCUGCGAUUUCGAGGGUAAAGAGACAGUGACCUACCGGGAGCUUUGGAACAAAGUGGAGCACAUUUCUGCCGGAUUGAUCUCUUUCAGACAAGGCGUCGACAACAAGGUCGGGAUCUUCAUGGAUGCGGGGAUUGAUCGCAUUGCCUCCAUUCUAGCUGUGCUCAAUUGCGGCAUGGCAUGGGUCCCUCUGGAAGUGAGCCUUCCUGUCGCUCGACUCGUCACAAUCGUGGAGGACUGCCAGCCUCAAGUGAUCUUGACGACACAGACCCUAGGAAGCGAUCAUAACACGGUCUUGCAGGAGCUCCACAAUGCCACCGCUCAUCAGGUUCCUCUGUAUAGGCUUCCCUCCGCAGCGCCCACCACUGAAGCGCCCACGGUCGUUGUAGCUGACCACCUUCAACAGAGCGAUCUUGCCUACAUUUUAUACACCAGUGGAUCUACCGGCAAGCCCAAGGGGGUUCAAGUAGAGCAUCUCCCUCUGCUCAAUGCGAUUCUGGCUUUCCGUUCCUUAUAUGAGUGUGGGCGGGACAGCCGCUUCCUGCAAUUUGUUCCAUGGACUUUCGAUAUCUCGAUCAUGGAUGUCUUCGCAUCCUUGACCACCGGUGCCACUCUGUGCCUGGGUGGCAAAGACUUCCUGCUUUCCAAUUUCAAUUCGAUCUUUUCUCGGAUGCAAAUCACCCAUAUAUUGGCGUCACCGACGAUGAUGAGCCUUCUCACUCCCGAGGAAGCUCCGACCUUGAAGGUUUUGAGCAGUGGUGCAGAAGCCAUGACAGCCAAGGUCCGUGAUGUCUGGGCCGACCGAGUCACCGUCUUCAAUGCUUUUGGGCCCACGGAGGCUUGUAUCUACAAUCUUGUGUCGCGUGUGCGUCGCGACUUGGAGCCCAACAAUAUCGGAAUGCCCACUCCAGGAAACACGGCGUUUAUUGUCAAUGAGGAGCUCGGAUUGUGUCCCGUUGGAACAAUCGGACAGCUGGCCAUCGGAGGAGUUCAGCUGUCUCGGGGAUAUCUCAAUCGCCCAGAAGCAAACCGUGCAUUCGUGAAUCACCCUCUCCUGGGACGCAUUUAUCUUACCGGCGACUAUGCUAUCAGAAAUCAUGACCAAUCUAUCACCUACCUGGGCCGCAUGGAUACUCAGACCAAAAUCCAUGGCCAGCGCGUCGAGCUUGAGGAGAUCUCCAACACUGCUCUCGCACAUCCUGCGAUGCAUAAUACACUGGCUAUGGUUGUCGACCGCGCCAGCACCAGCCAUCUGGCACUUAUAUUCGAGCCCAGUGGACGUGGUGGGUCUACCGUGAGGCAGACUGAGAUGCAGGCUCUCGAUGCUCGGGACUUCCAGGGCAUUAUCUCAGAGGUUCACUCUAACCUCCUCUCCAUCCUUCCCCACUACGCCGUCCCCAGCUUGUUCAUUCCCAUCUCAUUCAUGGCCAUGAAUGCAAACCAGAAGACGGACAGAAAGCGCGCCGCUGCUCUUGUAGCCGACCUGAGUGAUACCCAACUGUUGUCGUACAGUGUCGAAGCCCAGGAGAAAGCCGCCAAUCUGCCGCUGGAGACCGAGCAAGAGUUCCUGAUUGCUGACACGAUGCGUCAAGUCUUGAAAGUCCGAGAAAUCUUCGCGAACAGUAACUUCUUUGCCAUGGGCGGAACGUCCAUCUCCGCCAUCCGUCUUUGCUCCAUCCUGAGACGAUCUGGGUUCACCCUCAUUGUCAACCACGUCUACGCGCAUCCAACCGUCGCCGAGCUUGCCGCCAACGUCAGAUACAAGUCUCCUGUGACCAUGGCUUCUGACAACAAGCUCGCCAGCUGGGGUAACAUCCAUCCGAUUCCGAUCAUGGACUGGUUCAUCGAUCAGCAAAAGAUCAAUCCCAACUGGAACAAUCAGGCUCACCUGCUGCGGAUGGCUCGCUCGGUCACUUUCACGGACACGGAGCAAGCGUGGCAGCGCAUCACCGAGAUUCAUCCUUCUCUGCGCAUUCGAUGUAGUAGUUCGACUCGGGCGCCGCCCAGGCUAUAUAUUCCGAUCCAGUCUUCCUCACGGGAUUAUGCCAUUAUCCGCCGCGCCGUGCCCUCCGAGAAAGCAAUGGAGUUGAUGAUCCCACAAGUACAAGCUUCACUGGACAUUACCAAGGGACCCGUUUCUGCGUUGGCCUGGAUCGAGACUCCAUCAACAACCUACUGUCUCAUUGUGAUCCACCAUCUCGCCAUCGAUAUUGUCUCCUGGCAGAUCAUCUUUGACGACCUCGAACAAAUCCUCGCGGGCGAGUCGGUCUUGCCCGAAGGCAGUUCCUUCCGUCGCUGGUCUCUGCAAGUACGCGAGAGGCAAAAGUCAGCCCUUCCCCGGGGCUUAGAUACGACUGCCAAUUGUUCGGGAUCAGAGCAACAUGAGAACCAUCGCAUCGUCCCCGCGUUCGCCUCCCAUCGCCACCGGAACGUUCAGUCCACCGUUGCGAUCAUCGAAACCAGUCUUGCCGCGGAUCUGACCCAGCUCUGUCUGACCGAUGCCAACAAGACGCACCGCACCGAGCCCGUCGAGCUCCUCCUCGCGGGUCUGACCCUUGCUUUGUACCGCUGGCGACAGAUCCGCCGCGUCGAGCUGACGCUCGAAUCGCACGGCCGGGAGUUGCAAAACGAGGCACUCGACCUCUCGCGAACCGUGGGAUGGUUCACGUAUCUCUACCCCGCGGUCUUUGCAAUCCCUCUGCCGAGCAUCAGCGGCAGCAGCAGGAGAAGGGAGAUCGACAGUGAUAGCGACAGCGACGGGACGACGCGCGGCAGCUACACCACUCACGAUAGUGACAGUGACAGCGACAGCAACAGCGGGUGCAGCAGCCGCAGCAGCAGCAGCAGCAGUAUUCCCCGCGACGACAAGACAGGUGUUGUUAUUCCGGCUCUAGUGUCGCUCACCAAGGCGACGCGUCGCACGGCCUCUCAGGGCACGGAUUUCGCCGUCUCGAACCAGUCCGGCGCGGGCGAUCAUCCAGUCCUCAUGUUCAAUUAUGCCGGCACGUAUCACAGCGGUAACACGGGGGAUGGGCAGCUUUUUGAUGCGGUCACUCUGCCAUCGGUGGAGACCUCGAUGGAGGAUCCCCGGAACGUUCGGCCGUCGGUGUUGGACUUCAACUGCGGGGCAAAGGAUGGCGUGAUGAGUUUGAGUAUCUUGUACAGUCAAGCCAUGCAUGCUGAGGAAGAUGUGCAAGCGUUGCUGACGUUCUGGAAAGAGGGUGUGGAGGAGAUCGUUAAGGAGUGUGUUGGUUACUAA